Molecule: messenger RNA, 3252 nt
Organism: Fonticula alba
Lineage: Eukaryota; Rotosphaerida; Fonticulaceae
Exons: 9
Coding region: 158-3151 (997 amino acids)
Source: RefSeq, a predicted model, not a curated record
ACACGCACGCACACGCACGCACACACUUUGCCCUCACCCGGCCCCGACAGCACUCCCAUCCGCCCCCGCAUCCAGCCCCAUCCCUCUACUUGAUCCCUUUCGCCCCUCUUCGCGCGCGCGCCCGCCCGCCCGCUCCGGACAUCCCCUGCACACAGCCAUGUCCGACAGAUCGAUGUGCGCUGCCAGCGGCGGUGGCCCGCUCGCGGCCAAGGAGCUGGCCGACUUCGCCCAACAAGUGGGCCGGGCUGCCAGCGCGGGCCCGGACCCCGGCGCGGCGCUGGCCGCCCCCGAGUCCGUGCCCCACCCGGUUCCCCGGGCCACGGCGGCGGCCCGGGGCUGCCCCUUCCGCGGGGGCUCCGCUCGGCCGGUGGACAGCCUGCCCGGGCAGCAGCAGCUCCUCGUUCAGCCGGGCGACGGGCUGGCCACCGGCGGGCCGGUCCCGGGGGCCGGCCAGCGCGCGGCCGAGCUGGCCGGCGUCGACCAUGCGGCGCUCCUGGCCGACGAGUGGGCAAGCAUCUACUCGCCGGGGGGCUCGCCGGUGCUCGGGUCGCCGGUGACGGCCCGCCCGGGGCACGCCGUGUCGACGCCGCGGUGUCCCUUUUCCGCGGCCCUGGCCGGGGGCCCGGGGCUCGGGGCGCCCGGGUGGCACGGGCCCGGGGCGCUGUGGCCCGGGGCCGGGGCACCGCCCCCCGCGGCCGACGCCUACCAGGAGCUGGUGGCCGCGCCGGAGGACGUGGCCCGGCUGGACGCCCCGGCCGAGGCCGACGAUGCGCCGGCCGAGUCGCUCCUCGACCCGGACACCCAGCGGCUCCUGCUCCGGGGGAGCGCCGGCGCGGCGGACCUCCUGUCCGGGCCGGGCCGCUUGCAGGCCGAGGCCGCGCGCGCGCAUGCCGCCAUUCGCGAGGACCCCACGCUCGGGGGCGGGCGCUUUGCUCGGUUCAUGUUGGACCUGAGUGCCGGCGCCGCGACCAUCCGGCCCGACGGCUCGGUGUCCGGCACGGCCGAGCCCCAGGCCGCCGACCGGCUCAUCCUGCCCGGGGCCGAUGACCAGGCCGGGCCCGAGGCCGAGGAGGACUUGUCCGGGGUCCAGGCGGCGGUGCAGGCCGCCGCGCGGGCCUUCGGCCUGCGCCAGCCGGCCGACCGGCAGACCGCCCCGAGCACGACGGCCCCCGGCAUGGCGGGAGACGACACGACCGUGGUCCCGGCGCCGCCGGGGCCCGGGCCGGAGGUGGUGGAGGCCGCGCGCCGGGCCGGCCUCCGGGCCUCGGAGGCGCCGGCCCCCGGGCCGGUCCUCACCUGCCCGAUGACCGGGCGCCGGGUGGCCGUGCCGGCCGACGGCCCGGCCAGUGAGGCCGUGCGCCGGGCUCUGGGCGGGCCGCUGGCGGCCGCGCCGGCCGAGGCGCUGCCGGCCGCGUCGGCCGCCGCCCAGCAGUGCCCCUACCUGUCGGCCAAGCUCCAGGGGGCCGAGCACCCGGCCGAUGGGCAGGUGGCCGCGCACCACCCGGCCGGGUCCUGGGUCACGGCCUUCCGCCAGGCCAUCGAGCCCCUGCGGCCGGAGCCCCGGCCCGGGCAGGCGCUCGACGAGUGGACCGAGUGGGAGGAGGAGACGCUCCCGGCGACCGGCUGGCGCCAGCACCGGUGGCUUGGCUGGGGCUAUGAAGCCUAUCGCCGGGCGGACUUCACCGCGUACCGGCCUCGCUUCACGGCCCGCAGCCGGGCGCUCGAGCCGCUGUACCAGGCCCGCGCUGACCUCGGUCCCGGCGACCUGGCCGACGUGCUGGCCCUGGCGCGCGAGCUGUCCCUCGGCGGGCGGGCCGAGUCAGCCGUCGCCCUGCUUGAGGCGGCCCUGGCCCCUGGGGGCGAGGUGUCGACGCCCGGGCUGGACUCGGACGUCGCGGCCGUCGCCGCCAGCCGGGCCGACCUCUGGCAGGAGCUCGGCCGGCUGCAUGUGCAGCAGAUGCGCGACGGGAGCGCCCUCGGGGCCCUCUGGGCCGCGGCCGGGAUCCUCUACCCGGCGGAGGUGGCCGGCGCGUCGGCGGCCGGGUGGGGCCCGACCGAGGCGCCGGUCGCCGGCGUCCCGGCCGCGCCCGCGGCCCAGGUGCCCGGCAUCUGGCUCGAAUUGGCCGGGUGCUACCAGGCGGAGAAGUGCCGGCCGGAGCUCUUCAAAUGCGUCAUGCAGUGGCUGAACCUGGUCAGCCCUGGCCCGGAGCCCUUCGCGCCGGCCAUGAACACCGAGCACUUCUUCGUGGACCUGGUGCGCGCGGUGGCCGGCGUCGGACAGCAGUGUGUCCAGGCCCUGGCGGCCCUGGGCCCGGACCGGGCGGAUCACGGCCCCGAGCGGGCGCGGCUGCUCGAUCGGCUGGCCGCAUCGCAGUCCGCCCUGUCGAUGGUCCUGUCGGUGUCUCCCUCGCCGGAGGAUGUGCGCUUCGCCUGUGAAAGCGCCACCAUCAUGGUGAACGCCCUGCUGGAGGCGCAGCGGCUGUCGGUGACCGGCGCCGGCGGGGCCGGCCCCGCGCCGGGGUCCCUCUCCUUCCGCCUGUACCUGGGGUACCUGCGCCUGGGCGGGCUGCUCGGUCGCGCCGGGGACCAUGGGCCGGCGCUGGCGGCGCUUCGCCGGGCGCAGGAGGCCCUUCGGGGGUGGGCGCAUGCCGCCGGCGCCGAGGGCGCCCCCUCCCGCCGGACCCCCCGGCUGGACUACAACAUGGGCAUCAGUUCUCUGGCUCUGGGCGCCCUGGAGGACGCCUGCGACCAUUUUGCCUCCUCUCUGGCGAACCAGCUGGAGGCCACUGACCACGCGGCCGAGGAAAUGUACGCCUCAGAGGCGGAGGCCGCCGCCGCGGCGGAGCACGCCCUGCGCGGGCUGGCGAUCGCCGAUGCCGACGCCGCGGCGCCCGACUCCCCGAUCCACGGGCUGCGCCGGGCCGCCCGGCACGCCCCCCCGGGGGCCCUCCUGCCGGCCGGGCACCCCUCCACCGCGCUGAGCCCCAGCGGCCAGGACGGCGACGCCGACACCUGGGAAGCCCUGCGCGUGACACUGGUGGAGCUGGGCGAGACGGCCCGGGCCAAGGCGGCUGCCAACCGGGACCUGGCCGGCUGCCUGGCAUGGGAUCUCCCCCGGGGCAGGCUGGCCGCCGGGCCUCCAGGCCUUUGAGGGGAGGCCCCGGCAGGCGGCCAGGCAGGCGGGCGGGCCCCAGGCAGGGUCCCUCGACUGCAAGCCCAUCCGGCCGUCUCCCCCCCCCCUGGCUGGGGCCG